Molecule: messenger RNA, 1219 nt
Organism: Pelobates cultripes (western spadefoot toad)
Lineage: Eukaryota; Metazoa; Chordata; Amphibia; Anura; Pelobatidae
Source: the annotation of a GenBank genome assembly
AUGGAUAACUCUUUCCCCAUCUUAUGUAUUCCUUUCCAUUCUCCUCUGUCUCUGUACUGGACAGGCCGGGCCUGGUUAUACUUGGCGUUGAACGAGAAUUCUUUAGAGAGUUACCUGCGGUUAUUCCAUGAGAAUCAAAGUCUCCUGGAGAAAUAUUACUACAAGUAAGUUGUGAUGAAGUGAUAUUUCUGUCCUGAACCUGAUCAUUCUCUUCCUGCUUUGAUAGAACAUUCUCUCUUUCUCCCAGGAAUGCCCUGGUCUGCAGCCAUGACCAUCUCACCCUCUUCCUCACACUGGUCUCAGGACUGGAAUUUAUAAGAUUUGACCUGGAGCUGGUGCGUUUGCUGAAUAGGAUUGGGAAGGGUUAACUAUUGCUAACAUGUAGAAUUUUAACCCCAUCCAUAUUGGGAUAAUGUACAUGGGGUGUGGGGUACAGUGCAGAUGUCUGAUGUCUGAUGGCGUAUAUGGGGCGAUUCAAGCAGCACAUUUAGACGUCUUGCCCUUUGAAUCUUUUUUUCAGGACGUGCCAUACCUGGAUCUCGCCCCUUACAUGCCCGAUUACUACAAACCGCAUUAUCUCCUGGAUUUUGAGGAUCGGCUGCCCAGCUCCAUGCUUGGUUCAGACAGCCUGUCACUCAACUCAUUCAACUCUAUCAAUUCUGCCAACUUGGAGUGGGAUGACAGCGCCAUUGCUCCGUCCAGUGAGGGUAUGGAAGAACGCUGUAUGUACCUGUAUUUCCUUUUUGGUAAUUGUACUAGGGUCACAAGCAAGCAUUAAAUACUGAUAUUGUACCCCAUGCUCCUCUGCCAGUAUUGACUGGGAAGCGAUUCCUAACAAUAAACUGGAUCGAUGUGGGUAAGGGGGGUCUGUGAAAUAUCUGAUCUGCCAUCGUCAUAUAUCCUGGUACAGACAUUUUUAGAGAUAUGUAAUGUAUCUGGUAACUUGCUGUCAUUCUCCCUUCGUCCUUAAUUUUGUUUCUGAACCAAUUUUUUUUUAUGUUUCUCCUGUGACAUUGCUUUGGCCUAGAAGUUGCAGCCACCCAGUGGCGUGAUGUAUUAGGUCCCCUAGACGGGUGCUCAGCCACCCCUAGCUUCAUUCUAACGAGCUGUUUUGUCCCUGGUCUCUAUAGAUUAUGAUUUUGGAGAUGCUUAUUCUGCAGUGCCGUCCAUACCCAUCACAGAUUGGGAAGGUGGGGACAAGACAACCAUUCUCCUCUGA